Penicillium taxi is the source of this 1263-nucleotide messenger RNA. Its product is annotated as alpha/beta hydrolase. Lineage: Eukaryota; Fungi; Ascomycota; Eurotiomycetes; Eurotiales; Aspergillaceae. The record is from RefSeq and is a predicted model, not a curated record. The coding region runs from base 1 to 1263 and encodes 420 amino acids. The transcript has 5 exons.
AUGGAUGAGUUACAGUCAGUUUUCAGGAAGGCCUUCUGGUCUCUUGCGGCUGGAGGUUUGCUCUAUAUAAUUUUGAUAUUUGCCUUGACAUUCCCAGAAGUUCAACGUUUCGUUCUCUACGCCAACAAGAUCAAUCCUACUUACUGGCAGAACUUGAACCAGGUAGAGCAAUUUGGAUUUUCAAAAUCUCAGGUGCAGCCGUUCCACUUUGUAACAUCGGACAAUGAGGUUUUAUAUGGCUGGCAUAUGCUACCUCUUCAUCUUUGCCAUGAGCAUGAGCAGGAACUGAAUGAGAAUCCUCCAUCUGGACCGAUGCAUGAUUAUAGAGAAACUGUUGCCUACAAACUGCUGCACAAUGACCCCAACGCUCGAGUGGUAGUAAGCUUCCAUGGAAAUGCUGCCCAUCUUGCAUCAGCUCAACGCCCAAGUAAUUACAACCUACUUCUCGGGUUGUCAACUCCGUCAAACCCGAUUCACGUCUUUGCAAUUGACUAUCGUGGAUUUGGCCUAUCGUCUGGCAGCCCCACAGAAGAAGGACUCAUUACUGAUGGUGUCUCACUUCUCAAUUUCCUUACCGCUGGUCAUUUCCAGAUACCUCCUUCACGAAUUGUCAUUAGCGGUCAGAGUCUUGGAACUGCAGUCACAGCUGCAGUGGCCGAGCGAUAUGCAUUCGGAUCUCUCGAUCCUACUAUUGCCCAGCCUGCUCUCUUGGACCCCGAGCCCUUUGCUGGUGUAAUCCUUUUGGCAUCAUUCAGCAGUCUUCCCAGUCUUAUCGAGUCUUACAGUGUCAAAGGUCUUACUCCUCCGCUGCUGUCACCCCUAGUUGGUUAUCCCGGAUGCAAGAAGUGGGUGACGAGCCAUAUUGUGGAUAGCUGGAACACGGCUGGCCGGUUGGCUCGCUUGACAGGUGUAAAUUCUUCAGAUGCGGCUACACCUGUAUCAAAAUACUCGCACAAAAACGUCAAUCUCAUAAUUAUCCACGCCCUGAAUGAUGUGGAGAUUCCACGACACGAAGGGAGGCUUAACUGGGCCGCUGCUACAGGUGAAAAUAUUGAAAGCGCUCCGGGUAUUUUGACCUUGAAGAAAACCGGGAGUUCUGGCGAGGUCAAGAUCUGGGAGAACAGAAUUAUCAAUCAGGAUGGAAGCAAAGCUUUAAAGAGGGUUCGAUGGGAGCAGGUUCCAUAUGGUGGCCAUAACCGAGUUGCUUCAUUCUCGGUUACUGGUCUUGCCGUUCUACGCUCAUUUAAAGAGCAUUCCAAUUAA